This is a messenger RNA of Harpia harpyja (harpy eagle), 6059 nucleotides long. RefSeq names its product multiple epidermal growth factor-like domains protein 6. NCBI's taxonomy places the organism in Eukaryota, Metazoa, Chordata, Aves, Accipitriformes, Accipitridae. Gene Ontology annotation, molecular function: protein binding; calcium ion binding; scavenger receptor activity. The record is from RefSeq and is a predicted model, not a curated record. The coding region runs from base 65 to 4858 and encodes 1597 amino acids. The transcript is spliced from 38 exons.
GUGGUCGUGGUGGUGCCGCCGCCGAGCCGCGGCCGCCCUCCGGCUCCCUUCCCUCGGCGGGGCGAUGGGAGCGGGGCCGGCGUGCCUGUACCUCUGCCUGUGCUGGGCGCUGGCCGCCCGGGCGAGCGGCGCGACGGAGCCGCGGCUGCAGCGGGGCAUGCCAAAUGUUUGUCCAGUGUUUGAGUUGGCACUGGUAGGACACCAACAGCCAUGUGUUCAAGCCUUUAGUCGUAUGGUCAAGAUGUGGAAACAAGGUUGUACAAGGAGGAGAUGGUGUAUGGGCUAUGAGAGAAGGUCUGGGUACUACACAGUUUACAAGCAGAUGUACAGAAUGGAGCGUCAAACUGUCUAUAAGUGCUGCCCUGGUUGGAUCCAACAUGACAAUGAACCUGGCUGUUUGCACUUGCUGUGCAGUGUUGGCACUUGCUUCAAUGGAGGGAAAUGUUCUGAAACAGGAUCCCAGAUGUGCCAAUGUCCUGCAGGAUUUCAGGGUCCUCGCUGCCAGUAUGACGUGAAUGAGUGCGCCACUGAGAACGGUGGCUGUCAUGACCAGUGCUGUAAUACCAUCGGCAGCUACCACUGCAAAUGUCCAGCUGGCCAGAAACUGGAGGAAGAUGGAAAAUCAUGUGGAGACGUGGAUGAGUGUGCGGUGGUGAAUGGUGGCUGCCAGCAAGGCUGCGUCAACACGCACGGCUCCUUCCACUGCCAGUGCCAGGCGGGAUACAGGCUCCAUGCUGAUGGGCGCACUUGCAUAGCCAUCAAUUCCUGCAGCGUUAACAGGGGGGGCUGCGAGCAGGAAUGCGUUCAGCUCGGUGAAGACCGCUACAAGUGCCAGUGCCAGCCGGGCUACCAGCUGAAGAGGGAUGCCAAAUCCUGUGAAGUGAUAGACCCCUGCACAAGUGGGAAUGGAGGAUGCUCACAAAUCUGUCAGAAUGAGAGAGGAAUUGCAAAAUGCGAGUGUCAUCCAGGGCAUUAUCUUUCUGCAGACAAAAAGUCCUGUUUAGACAUUGAUGAGUGUGCAGAAGGGAGAGCCAGGUGUGCUCAUCGUUGUGUGAACACUCUGGGAUCCUUCACCUGUGUCUGUAAUCCCGGCUUCGAGCUGGGGGCUGAUGGAAAGCAGUGCUACCGCAUUGAAAUGGAAAUUGUCGAUAGCUGCCAGGACAACAACGGUGGCUGCUCUCACCACUGCGAGCACACGACUGCGGGGCCGCGCUGCUCCUGCGACGACGGCUAUCGCCUCGAUUUUGAUGGCAAAAUGUGCGCAGAGCUGGACGAGUGCGAGACCGGAGAGUCCUGCUGCUCCCAAUUCUGCAUCAAUUAUGCAGGUGGCUACGAGUGUGCCUGCAAAGCGGGGUUCCAGCUGAACGCCGACGGCUGCGCCUGCGACGAUGUGGAUGAAUGUCGCCUUGAUAAUGGCAACUGCGACCAUUUCUGCAUUAAUUCUCUGGGGUCAUACGAAUGUGCAUGUAAGGAGGGUUACAGGCUUGGUGUUAACAGACGGUCCUGCAUCGCCCUAGGUGGGGAGGAGGUGGAUGCUGAGGAGGCAGCGGGGUUCGCCGCGGCUCCGGGGCUGCAGUUCAGAGGUCCCCCCCAGCUCCUUCGCUACGCGCUCGGUGCCGUCUACAAGGAUGAAGAUCCCCGAGGAGAGCUCACCCUGGUGCAGAGGGUCGUUUGCCUUGAUAACACUUUUGGCAAUGACUGUAGCUUGAGCUGUGAGGAUUGUCUGAACGGAGGCAGAUGUAACAGUGAACACAGUGGCUGUGUUUGCUCACCUGGGUGGACCGGCAUUAUCUGUAAUGAAACUUGCUCCCCCGGGACAUACGGCAGAGGCUGUGCCAGCGUUUGCAAGUGCCAGAACGGAGGCUCCUGCGACCCCGUCACGGGGCAGUGCCGCUGCCCGCCCGGCGUGCACGGCAAGCUCUGUGAAGAUGGUUGCCCAAAAGGCCUCUUUGGGAAGAACUGUAACAAACCGUGCAACUGUGCCAACAACGGCUACUGCCACAGACUCUAUGGAGCCUGCCUGUGUGACCCCGGGCUCUAUGGGCGCUUCUGCCAUCUUACUUGUCCCAGGUGGGCCUUCGGAGCUGGCUGCUCGGAGGAGUGUCAGUGCGUGAAAGAGCACACGCUGGAAUGCAGCGCAAGGAACGGGACUUGCACCUGCAAGCCUGGUUAUCACGGCAAAAAGUGUCAGAAAGAGUGCAUGCCUGGCUUUUAUGGGGCUGGUUGCAAACUGAGGUGCAGCUGUCCUACCGAUGUUUUGUGUGAUCAUGAGACGGGAGUCUGCAAACAUCCAUGUCCACCUGGGUUUCAUGGAGAAAAAUGCCAUUUAUCUUGUCAGCCCGGGAGCUUUGGCAUGAACUGCAGGCAGAGGUGCAGCUGUGGAGAAGCACCAUGCGAUCCAAAGACGGGACAGUGUAUUUGCCCAGCUGGGAAGACUGGUGCUACGUGUGAGCAAGAUUGCCCGGCCGGCCGGUGGGGACCAAACUGCCGGUCCUCCUGUGAGCCCUGCGCCAACGGCGGACAGUGCAACAGAGAAACUGGAGCCUGUGACUGUCCCCCUGGCUACUCCGGGGCAUCCUGCUCUGCAUCCUGCCCCGAUGGUUACUAUGGACAAAACUGCCUGCUGUUAUGCAGCUGUAGCAGCAGUGCUCAGUGUCACCACGUCACCGGAGAGUGCACGUGUCCCCCCGGCUGGACUGGCCACGACUGCAAACACCCCUGCAAUAGUGGCCGUUGGGGACAGCGCUGUGAAAACACGUGUGUCUGCAAUAACAGCGACGGUAGCUGCGAUCCGGUCACCGGCUCCUGCUUCUGUGAGCCGGGAUUCACUGGGAAACACUGUGAAUGGAGAUGCCCCGAGGGAAGCUUUGGCCCGAGCUGCGAGUACAGCUGUCAGUGCCAGAACGGAGCUGCCUGCGACCACGUGAGCGGAGCCUGUACUUGCGCAGCGGGCUGGACAGGAACCUUUUGUGGAAGAGCUUGUCCAGAUGGAUUCUUUGGGCUUGACUGCCACCAGGUGUGCAAGUGCAAGAAUGCUGCUGGCUGUGACCACGUCCUGGGAACAUGCCGCUGCCUCCCCGGCUGGCUGGGAGAGACCUGCGAGCAGCCCUGCCAGGGGGACAGCUACGGGCCAGGCUGCAGCCACACUUGCCACUGUCACAACGGAGCGCUCUGUCAUCAUGUAACCGGGACGUGCCUUUGUAGCCCGGGGUGGAAAGGAGCCACCUGCCAAGAAGCCUGUCCUCCUGGAUGGUAUGGUGCAAACUGUCUACAGCGCUGCGUCUGCCACGGCCAGGCGACGUGUGACCGCGUGACGGGCGAGUGCCUGUGUCCCCAGGGUUGGACGGGGAUAGCGUGUGAGCUGGAGUGUGGGGACGGGAGGUACGGAGAGGGCUGUGAGCACAACUGUAGCUGCCACCAUGGGGUUUGUGACCAGCACUCAGCGAAAUGCAUCUGCCACGCCGGCUGGACUGGGGACCGCUGUGAUGUUGUCUGUCCCCCGGGAUUUUUUGGCAAGCAGUGUGAGGAGCAAUGUGACUGCGUGCACGGCUUGUCUUGCCACCAUCAAACUGGAGCAUGUCACUGCGAAAAGGGAUGGCGAGGGAGGCACUGUGACAAACCUUGCUUGCCCGGCCGCUAUGGCACGGGCUGUGCCCAGCGGUGCCGGUGUCCCGUGGGUACCCCCUGCCAUCACCUGACGGGCGAGUGCGGCUGUCCUCCGGGAUUCACCGGCUACGGCUGUGAGAAAACUUGUCCACCGGGCACGUAUGGUAAGAACUGUAACCGAGUAUGUCAGUGCUCUGCCGAGAAUGAGGAAUGUCACCCGGUGACCGGCGACUGUGUGUGCCGCCCGGGGUAUUAUGGGGCCCGCUGCAACCUCCGGUGUCCAAAAGGUACUUACGGUUCAAACUGCCAAACCCCCUGUAAAUGCAUGAAUGGAGGCCAGUGCGACCCUGCGUCAGGAACUUGUGAUUGCGCGCCUGGUUUCAUUGGAGCCGACUGUAGUAAAACUUGCCCUGAAAACCGAUACGGGAAGGACUGCACCCUGUUCUGUGCAUGUGGUAAAGGUCAGUGUGACCCACGGACUGGCAAGUGUACCUGUCUUCCCGGCCAAAUGGGACCCAGCUGUCAGCAAGUGUGUCCCCAGGGACAAUAUGGCCCCAACUGCCACCUGACAUGUACCUGUCAGAACGGUGGUAUCUGUGACCACGUGGAUGGCAACUGCACUUGUGGCCUUGGCUGGACAGGAAGAUCGUGCGAGAAAGAAUGUCUCCCAGGGAAGUACGGGUCUGGCUGCGGCUUGGACUGCUCGUGCCAGCACAACGGCACCUGCGACAGGUUCACGGGCUGCUGCCAGUGCCCCGAAGGUUACUACGGCCACUCCUGUGAGCACAGGUGUCCCUUUGGAUUUUAUGGGCUAAGCUGUCUUCAUGCAUGUGCCUGUAAAAAUGGAGCGAGCUGUGAUGCGGUGACAGGACAGUGCAUUUGUCCGUUGGGCUAUCAAGGUGUCUACUGCGAGAAAGGCUGCGACAGGGGCUGGUUUGGAGAGAGGUGCCGGCACCGGUGCGACUGUGGAGGAGCUCCUUGUGAUCCAGAGACUGGGAAGUGCCUUUGCCCACCUGGGAAGACUGGAGACAAAUGUGACGUUGAAUGCAGGUCAGACCAGUACGGCCCCGACUGCUCCCUGCGAUGCCAGUGUGCCAGCAAAUCCCAGUGCAAUCCGUACAACGGGAACUGCGUAUGCCCAGCCGUGUGGAUGGGGCCAACCUGCAAAGAAGGUGGCCCUCCAAAGCUUCCUUUUUAUGAAGAACAAACUCAAGAAAGAGGGAAUAUUUUUCCAAGAGUUCUACAACAGUAACAUUUGGACUAAUAAAUGAACUGUUUUAUAUGCACAGACGGUAUUUGAAUUUGGAUAUGAAAACAGCUAUUCAAUUCAGCUUGAAUUGUACUGAAGUAUUCACACUUCUUAUGGAAGACUACAGAGGCCAUUUAGUAGCUGGAUCCUUUUAAAAAGUUGAAUCUGUUUCAUGUAUUUAUUCCUAGCUCUUACCCUUCCAUUAAUCUGCUCUGGACAUUCUUUCUGAUAUAUAAUAUAAUUCAUUGUUUGAAAGCUUGGACAUGCUUUUAAUAAGACCAGCUCCAAAGACUAUCAGGCUAAGCAGUAUGUAACAUAUCAACGUGCAGUGAGCCACACCACGUAUAAGUGGCUUUCUGAACCUGCUUGACAACCAGCAUGAAGUUUAAUGAGCAUUUCACGGAUUAUGAAGCCAAUAUGGAUUCACUGCAAAAUCACAUUGCACAGAAACUAGUGGGAUUCACCAAAUUAAUUCCUCUUUGAAGAACAUUGUGUGCUCUAGAAAAGCAUUCAGUCUAAUUUUAAACUUGCAACUGAAGAAGAAUCCACCACAGUCCUCGAUAAGUUUUUAAUUAAUUUAAGAAUAUGUACCACAUUGCUAGCGUGGAUUGACUGAUUGGAAGGUCUCCAUCUAUAUCUUGCAUAUGUCUGAAACCAUCUUCCAAAGAGCAUGGUGUCAUCUGUCACACUUUUGUGGCUUUCUAUGUUCUCCCAUCUCGUCAGUUGAGUUUCUCGGUGGUUUGUCGAGUCAAACUGCACAGCAGUUCUCACCAAACAGUACCUGCUAAUGCAGAAAAGAGUUAUAUCUUGGAUAGAGGAAGCAGAUAGUAAGCAAGGAUAUAUGUUUAAAGAUAAUCUCUGUGUUCUUUAUAUAAAGGAUUAUAAUGUGCUUUUACUGCACAAUAGUUUGAUUAAGUCAGCUUUAAAAAGUCCUGAUACAAUUCAACAGCUGCUGUUGGUCACUUAAUAGAACAAAGACAUUUUGGUGCUAUUUUGUCUUUUUAGACAGGUUGUUCUUUAAUAUAGGACUAUGUCAUAAUAUAGAAAUAAUGUUCUUUAUUUUAAUGUUCUGAGUUAACCAGACUAAAAGAUUUCAGAGUACCUCUUUAUACCUCUCUUUAGGUUAGGAGUUAGUUACAAAAUCUAUGUAGUAACAACCUCUUGAGUCUGACUAUAUCAAAAGUGCACUUAUUAAAGGGCGUCA